GCAUCGGGAUCGAGAGUGUAACAACGUGAAAACCAAACCAAAAUGUCGACCUUGGCCCAUGCUGCCGGUGUUGUGUGUCGAAAAAAUUGUGUAUUACAACUUACAAAAUGCCAGCGUUGUAUUGUCCCACAUCGACAGAAGCAUAUCUGGGGAAAUAUUCAGUACAGAGGAUUGAGUGAACCACUCUUCAAAACACCACAGUUACAUGCCAAGCAGGGUCGGAAUUAUUCAGAAAGCCAACAACCUAAGAAUUUUUUUCAAAAAUUCUUUGAGCAGGUACAAGAAGACCUAAAAAAGAACAAAGAAAUAAAGGAGAACCUGAAGAAAUUCAGAGAUGAAAGAAAAAAGUUGGAGGAAGCUGAUGCUUUAUUGAAAGCAAGAGAAAAAUUUAAAAAAGUUCAAGAAGAAACAAAAAAGAGUUCCACAGUCUUCCAGAAAACGUUUGAGGAUGUAAAAGAAAAGGUUUCAGAGACGGUAGAGGAAGUCAGUAAGUCUGAGUUUGGUAAGAAGGGUAAGGAGUUUACGGAGGAGCUGGGGAAGACGGCUGGUAAGGCGAGGGAAACACUCAGUAGUGCCGGGGAGAGCUUGUCCAAGUCUCAACCAAUGAAAAAGGUGGCCGAGGGUGUGAAAACAGUUUCAGAAGAACUGGAUGAGCUUGCUUUUUCCAGGAAUAAAAUAUAUAAAGCUCCAGAAAAACUGAUGAAAAGAACUGAAUUACGGACCAUUAUGAAAGAGGAGAAAGAAAUUAAAGUGGAUGAUGAAACAAAAGGAGUGACAGUUCACAAGGACUCAAAGUUUUAUCAGAGCUGGCAGAAUUUCAAAGAAAACAAUGCUUAUUUAAACAAAAUGUUUGAGUUAAAGAUGAAAUAUGAUGAGAGUGACAAUCCUGCCAUCAGAGUCACACGGGCACUCACAGAUUUAAUAGGAAAAGCUCUAGGUACUGUAUUAACACCAUCUACUCUGAGUGAAACCCUGACAGAAAUCAACAAAUACGACCCAUCAUUUACACCGGAAGGAUUCGCAGCAUUUUGUGAAAAUGUUGUUGUACCGAACAUACUAGAGGCCAUGAUUAGAGCUGAUUUAGAAGUUUUAAAAGACUGGAUGCACGAAUCUGCCUACAAUGUGACGUCUUCUAUACUUAAGCCUUACAUAGAGGCCAGAUACAAACCAUGCUCACAGAUUAUUGACAUUGGCCGGGUGGAUGUUCUUGGAGGUCAGGUUAUGGAACAGGGACCAGUAUUACUUAUACAAUUCCAUGCCCAUCAGAUUGAAUGCUGGCGGGAUUUUAAACAGGAAGUGGUCGUUGGUAACCCAGAGGAGAUUGUGAAGAUGACCUACACAUGGGCUCUAUGUCGAGACCAGGAAGAACUGGACCCCAAGGCCGCCUGGAAACUGUUGGAAUUCAGUGCCAUGAAAACGAACGUCAUCAUCUAGGAGUUUUAAAAAACUUUAAAUAGAGCGUUUUAACACAUCUGCAGAUAAGAUUGGUGCCAAACAUGACAAAAUUUCUCUCCAUGAACAAUUCAAAGGGAGAUAAGAGAUGCCAGACCAGGGCCCUUCCUGGCCGUGUGACUGUAGGUGCGACACUGGUAACUCUGCUUACAAUGUGUUAAUUCUCUGGAGAACGUCCCCUCAUUAACUACUGCCCUGAAGGGAUGUUAUAUAUCUGUAAGGUGUGAUAUUUAAUGACAGUAUAUGAGGGAGUUUUGUAAACAUAUUGAAUAAACAGUGUGGCUGAUUUAUUAUGAAAUCUUCAUUCAAAAAUGCAAAAAUAUCUUGGACAUAUCCCUUUACUUUUGUUUGUUGAUCCAAUACACACUUGUUAAAGACUGGGAUGUACCGUAUGAUAAGCUUGUUUCAGUCCUAAACUACAUUUUUAGUUUUUGUAUGUAAAUUGUAAUACAUGUAUGACUGAAUAUAAAUGAGUAUGUAAGAUUUGAAAGACAGUGUUGUUUUCUGUGAUAACAAUCUAGGGAUGCUGUAUUCUAGCAACUAUUUUAAGAUUUUGGUAUGUUUGUUAUGAAUAAGUUAUGUAUCGGUAUGAUGACUGAAUUACGACUGUUUCUGCAAUGAAGUAAUACAGCGGUAACCAUGCAUGUACUAGCAUGCCUGUAAUUUGAUGAAAAUAAAUCAGUAAUGUGU
Molecule: messenger RNA, 2142 nt
Organism: Magallana angulata
Lineage: Eukaryota; Metazoa; Mollusca; Bivalvia; Ostreida; Ostreidae
Product: mitochondrial import inner membrane translocase subunit TIM44-like
Exons: 15
Coding region: 43-1434 (463 amino acids)
Biological process (GO): protein import into mitochondrial matrix
Cellular component (GO): mitochondrial inner membrane
Molecular function (GO): protein-folding chaperone binding
Source: RefSeq, a predicted model, not a curated record